AUGUUCCACCCCCCCAAUCGCCCGGCUUUCCAAUUUCUAAAGCUCGAACUCUCCCUCCUUCCUACUCUCUCCCUCUCCCCCUCCCCCUCCCCCAUAUUUCUCUGCUCUGGUGUUCGACUGUGGAGAUCUGAUGGAGGGAUCACCGGAUCAACGGCCGUCGCUCUUCUCCCCUUAUCAGAUGGGCCGCUUCCGCCUCUCCCAUAGGGUGGUGCUGGCGCCGAUGACGAGGUGCCGAGCGUUGAACGGAAUCCCGCAGCCCGCCAACGUUGAAUACUACGUUCAGAGAGCCACCGACGGCGGCUUCCUUAUCACCGAGGGCACCGUAAUUUCUCCCACCGGCGCAGGGUUUCCACAUUGCCCGGGUAUAUACACACAAGAGCAGAUAGAUGCAUGGAAGAAAGUGGUAAAUGCUGUUCAUGCUAAAGGAAGCAUCAUUUUCUGCCAAUUAUGGCAUGUUGGUCGAGCUUCUAAUCAAGUCUAUCAGCCUGGUGGCGCAGCUCCUAUAUCCUCAACAGAUAAGCCAAUAUCAGGUAGAUGGAGGAUACUGAUGCCAGAUGGGACCUAUGGUAGGUACCCUGCACCUAGAAAGCUUGCCACAUCGGAGAUAGCAGAGAUAGUCCAGCAAUAUCGCCAAGCUGCCUUAAAUGCCAUCGAAGCAGGCUUCGACGGCAUCGAGAUCCACGGGGCCCACGGGUACCUGAUCGACCAGUUCCUCAAGGACGGCAUCAACGACCGGUCUGACGCGUACGGCGGCUCGCUCCCGAACCGGUGCCGGUUCCUCUCCGAGAUCACCCGGGCCGUCGUCUCCGCCAUCGGGCCGGACCGGGUCGGGGUCCGCAUCUCGCCUGCCAUCGACCAUCUCGACGCCUACGACUCAGACCCGCUUGGGCUCGGCCUCGCCGUGAUCGGACGGCUCAACGCCAUCCAGCGCGACGCCGGCGAGCGGCUCGCGUACCUCCAUGUCACCCAGCCGCGGUACACCGCGUACGGCCAGACCGAAUCCGGGCGCCAGGGGAGCGUGGACGAGGAGAGCCGUCUGAUGCGGGCGUGGAGGGACGGAUACGAGGGGACCUUUAUAUGUAGCGGCGGGUUUACGCGGGAGAUGGGGAUGGAAGCGGUGACACAGGGGGACGCCGAUCUGGUGUCCUACGGGAGGCUCUUCAUAUCAAACCCCGAUCUGGCCCUUCGAUUCAAGGUGAACGGUGAUCUGAACCGGUACAAGAGGGCCACGUUCUACACCCAUGAUCCCGUGGUUGGGUACACUGACUACCCUUUCCUCGGUGAGCACAGAUCGAGGCUGUAGACCAUUUGAUGGAUGGUGUGAUUCCAUAAAUAAUGAUGGUUUAGAGUGAUAUUAGCUGUAUUACCAUAGACUGGAUAUCGAGACUCCCAUCCAUCUAUGUGGAUCCUAAACAAUUGUGAGGUAUUAGUCGUUGUAUUCUAGUCAAAUCCUUUUCUUUUUCAAAUAAAAGACGUCUAGCACUUCAUUUUUGAUGUA
Molecule: messenger RNA, 1498 nt
Organism: Elaeis guineensis (African oil palm)
Lineage: Eukaryota; Viridiplantae; Streptophyta; Magnoliopsida; Arecales; Arecaceae
Source: RefSeq, a predicted model, not a curated record